Messenger RNA from Coffea arabica (coffee), 1164 nucleotides. Its product is annotated as F-box/kelch-repeat protein At3g23880-like. The record is from RefSeq and is a predicted model, not a curated record. NCBI's taxonomy places the organism in Eukaryota, Viridiplantae, Streptophyta, Magnoliopsida, Gentianales, Rubiaceae.
AUGGCUGCAAUGAUUUAUGGUUUGUAUAGGAGAUUUGGAGCUAAAUUACUGCAGAAUUUUUUGGAAUGGGAUUGUAAUGUCAGCGUGAAGGGUAAUAUUAGGGCGGUUCUCAUUGAGCUUCAUUGUUGUAGUUCUUCAGAGAAAGUUACAAAUUUUCAGGAUGGAGACGUCAAAUUCAGUCCCAACGGUGCCAUUCUCGACAUCUUUUGCAGACUACCUGUGAAAUCUCUAGUCCGAUUCAGUGCAGUCCGCAAGCUUUGGGAAAGAGGUCUAUUCGAUUCCAAUAAGUACUCGGUCAUAUCCAUGGAAAAAUCUCCCAAAACCAACAAAAAUCUUCCUCUUCUAGUUUGCAGCAAGAAAUCUCAUAAACAAUCAUGCAGCUGUCACUAUGCCCUAUUUGAGAUUGAGAGACUGAGGAAAAUCAGCCUGUUUACAACUCCCUUUUGUCUUCCAGAUGAUUACAUUCUUGCAGGUUGCUGCAAUGGAAUCCUAUGUGUUCACAAGAUUUGCAAUUGCUCCAGUCCCAAGAAAAUAUACCUCUGGAAUCCCUUAUUGCAUCAACGCAGGGCACUUCCCAAUAGCAAAUCUCUUGAACAUUUCACAGAUUUGGGAUUCUUCUUCGACCAGCGUAACGAUGAUUAUAAAGUUGUCAAGAUUUUCAUGUUCCGUAUAGUCGAGAUAUAUAGUUCGAAGAGCAAUUUUUGGAGGUCAGUUGACCUGACCAACAUGCCGCCUAUGAGCAUCAGCCGCACCAAAGAUUUUCAGAUUCCUGCGGCAUUCAAUGGGAUUCUGCAUUGGCCUGUGUAUAAAGUUAACUGCGGUAAAGAUGCACCAGCAUAUUCAGUGAUCAAAUUCAACAACGUUGAGAAAAAGUUUGAGGAGAUUCUGUUACCGGAAAGCAAUCCUCUCGACUUUUCUACUGCUCGGCUUGGGGUAUAUCAGGGCUGUCUUUCUUUAGCCUGUUGGUUUCCACCGCUUGGGGAUGAGGUCUGGAUAAUGAAGGAUGUUCAGGAUAAAGGUACAUUCAAAUCUUCGAAAAUUGCUGUCCCAAACUCUUCAGACGGCGGAUUCCAGUACUCUGACGUAAAGGGAUUCACAAUCAACAGUAAAGACUUAGCAGAUUGCAGAUGGUUGGACGAGUUUCUCAUUCAGCCAAUUGCUUGA